This is a messenger RNA of Candidula unifasciata, 915 nucleotides long. Lineage: Eukaryota; Metazoa; Mollusca; Gastropoda; Stylommatophora; Geomitridae. The record is from the annotation of a GenBank genome assembly.
AUGGAGAACGAAGCAACAGGAGCGCUUCGAGUCAGUCAGCUGGAUGCUUCAGAACUGGAUCAUGAGAUUGUUCAACUGACCAAGUCUCAGAUCUCACAGCUGUUCAAAUAUCACCAGAGCACUUUUCUGGCUCAUUUUGAUCCAGAAAUCCAAGCUGGCAUCAAGCUUCUCUUAUGGAAGUUUGCCUUAUUUGACAGAGAUGCCACGGUUGGCCAGCAGAUCCUAGGCAUUCACUAUGGAAAGGGCAAGGGUACCAACCUAGGGGCUCCAAUCACUGGCAGGGAGAAAGUUCUCUACGGGUUGCUUGUUGUGUUGUUUCCUUGGUUGAAGGAAAGAAUCUCCACCCUGUUGACCUAUAUUGGGUUGUCACAGUGGGAUACUCAGGUGCAUUUCUGGCUACAGCAAGUGGAAACUGUUUGGAAGGCAGCAGCACUUGUGAACCUACUUGUGUUCCUCAAAAAAGGUGUCUACUUAUCUCUUGUGGAGCGCAUCCUAGGCAUUAGGUCUCAAUUCCCCCAACGUCAAGGCCUUAGACAGGGAAAUAUAAGGCGAGUUUUAACCAGAGAGUUGUUGUGGCAUGGAUUUGCUGAAUUUCUCUUCUUUUUGCUGCCACUCAUCAAUUUCCAAAGGAUAAAGAACAGCUUCAAACGCUGGCUCGGAGGUCAGAAGCUAACCUCACAAGGUCACCUGAAAAGUAGGACGCGUGCUGACCUCAUGACCUGUGCAGUUUGCGAGGAAUGGCCAGUGAUGCCUCGAGAAAUCGGCUGUAGGCAUGUCUUCUGUUACUACUGCAUCUCGGCAAACUUAUCAGCAGAUCCGAACUUCUCCUGUCCCCAGUGUGGUCAUCCUGUGGUCAGUCAGAGUAACAUACAAGUGGUCAAAUCUCACAUCAACCCUGGUCAGGCACACACAUAA